Molecule: messenger RNA, 3872 nt
Organism: Hippocampus comes (tiger tail seahorse)
Lineage: Eukaryota; Metazoa; Chordata; Actinopteri; Syngnathiformes; Syngnathidae
Gene: col6a2
Product: collagen, type VI, alpha 2
Exons: 32
Coding region: 204-3248 (1014 amino acids)
Biological process (GO): extracellular matrix organization
Molecular function (GO): extracellular matrix structural constituent conferring tensile strength
Source: RefSeq, a predicted model, not a curated record
AUUUCGGUUGGGGCUGGACCGGGACAGGAGAGCGAACGGACGGCUCUUCUGCGGAAAGUCAACGCGUGUCCAGGACUUUAUUUCCCGUUUCUCCCCUCUUUUUUUUGUCUGUGUUCCCCCUUAACUGAAAUGAGGGAAUAAUCCACACUGGACCAGCGGUGCACAAGUUUUGAAGUUGGAAAUAUUUCGGAACGGACAAGAAGAUGGAGGGGUUAAAGGUCAUUGCCCUGUGCCUUAUUUUUGGUGCCCUGAGUAACGGCCAGAUACCUGAAUGCAACAAAAAGAGAGACUGUCCUAUUGAUGUGUACUUCACCAUUGACACGUCUGAGACCAUCGCCCUGCAGGAGACUCCCCCUGGAUCACUCGUGGAGAGCAUUAAGCUUUUCAGUGAGCAAUUUGCAGAUCGUUUGGAAGCGGCCGAACUUCGAGGUGCUGUGCGAAUCAACUGGAACAUCGGUGGACUGCACUUCUCCCAGAGACAGCAAGUGUUCAGCCGCAUUGGAUCCAAGAGUGAUUUCAUCUCUGGUGUCAGGGGAAUUCGUUACCUGGGAAAGGGCACCUACACGGACUGCGCCCUCACCAACAUGACCAUGGAAAUGCUGCGCUCACCCUCAUACCCCAACGCCCUGAGAUUCGCCGUGGUCAUCACCGACGGUCACGUGACCGGAAACCCCUGCGGGGGUAUCAAAGUGGCGGCGGAAAGGGCGCGGGACGAGGGCAUCCGUAUUUUUGUGGUGGCGGCAUCCAAGAACAUUGACGAGACCGGACUGAGGGAGAUCGCCAACGCUCCGGCGUCGGUCUACAGGAGGGACUUCUUGGCUGUUGAUCUGAGCUCUGGAAGAGCUGUCAUCCAGACGGACACCAUCGACCGCAUCAUUCAGACCAUGAAACAUCAAUCAUUUGUUGAGUGCUACAAAGUGUCUUGCCUGGAGACAGCCGGGCCACCAGGUCCAAAAGGUCACCGAGGACAGAAAGGUGCUAAAGGAGACAAUGGUGAUCCAGGUCCAAAAGGACAGAGGGGGCGUCCAGGCGACCCAGGUAUCGAAGGACCCAUCGGUCAGCCUGGUAUCAAAGGAGAGCCCGGACUUAAAGGCGAGAAGGGAGAGCUGGGAGCUCAAGGGAAAAAGGGUGUGGCCGGAAUCGCAGGACGUAACGGAACAGACGGACAGAAGGGUAAAAUUGGACGGAUAGGCGCUCCCGGCUGCAAAGGAGAUCCAGGAGACAGAGGUUCCGACGGUCACCCGGGAGAUGUCGGCGAACGUGGUUUUGCCGGAACUCCCGGAGACAAGGGAGAUCCUGGACGUCCUGGAAGAUCUGGUCCUUCUGGCAUUUCUGGUGAAGGCGGACCGAAGGGAGAAAGGGGAAGUCCCGGAUCGCCCGGCUUGCCUGGACUGAAAGGAUCUGCUGGCACUCCAGGACUUCCUGGAUCAAGAGGAGAGCCUGGGAGGCGAGGGGACUAUGGACCAAAGGGUGCUCAAGGACCAGAUGGAGUCAGGGGGGACAAGGGUGAAAUGGGAUCAGAGGGCUUGAGGGGUCUUCCGGGCGAAUCAGGAAACAAAGGCGCAAAGGGGGACAAUGGCCUUCCAGGCCCCAGAGGACCACCGGGCACACCAGGAGAGCCUGGACGCAAUGGCACGCGAGGUGACUCUGGCGAUGCUGGACCGAGAGGUGAUCCGGGACAAGUUGGGCCAAAGGGAGACCCCGGAAGACCGGGCUUCAGUUAUCCUGGACCAAGAGGAUCCUCGGGCGAGAGAGGAGAGAAGGGAAAUCGUGGACCUCGUGGCAGCAGAGGAGACUGCGGGUCCAAGGGUGAGCCCGGAAAUAAAGGGCCCUCGGGAGAGCCUGGUGAACCGGGACCUCAGGGUGAGCCUGGACCCAGAGGACCUCGAGGUGACCCUGGGCGUGAUGGAGAUUCUGGUCCCGAGGGAGACCCCGGCCUCACUGAAUGUGAUGUCAUGAAUUACAUCAGGGAAACAUGCGGCUGCUGCGAUUGUGAAAAACGAUGUGGCGCUCUGGACAUUGUGUUUGUGAUCGACAGCUCCGAGUCAGUUGGCCUGACCAACUUCACUUUGGAGAAAAACUUUGUCAUCAACACCAUCAACCGAUUGGGAUCGCUGGCCAAAGACCCCGAGUCAGAAACAGGCACAAGAGUGGGAGUCGUUCAGUACAGUCACAGUGGAACUUUCCAGGCCAUCCGCCUCGACGAUCCCAAAAUUGAUUCACUCUCCGCUUUCAAGGAUGCAGUGAAGCGCAUGGAGUGGAUCGCCGGAGGAACGUGGACUCCAUCUGCUCUGAAGUACGCCUACGACAAUCUGAUCAGGGACAGCCGCAGAGCCAAAGCCAACGUCACCGUGGUGGUGAUCACCGACGGACGUUUCGACCCCAGAGAUGAUGACUCCUUGCUCACCUACCUCUGCAGCGAUCCCAGUGUGGACGUGAGCGCCAUCGGAAUUGGGGACAUGUUCGACCAGAUUGAGGAGAAUGAAAUUCUGAAGAGCAUAGCCUGCCAGAGGGAUGGAAGGGUGCUGGGCAUGAGGCGCUUUGCCGACCUGGUGGCUGAGGAGUUCAUUGACAAGAUCGAGACCGUCCUCUGCCCAGAUCCUGUUGUUAUAUGCCCCGAUCUGCCAUGCAAGUCAGAGCCCGCCGUGGCCAGCUGCGUGCAGCGGCCGGUCGACGUGGUGUUCCUCUUGGACGGCUCCGAGAGGAUGGGACUGGAGAACCACCGCCGGGCCAAGGAGUUCAUUGAAAACAUGGCUCGCCGCCUCACCCUGGCAAACGGCCCGUCAGAUGAGAGGAAUGCCCGUUUUGCGUUGGUGCAGUACGGCAGCCCCACAGAACAGCGCGUCGAAUUCCCACUCACGCACAACUUGACGGUGAUCUCGGAUUCGCUGGCGAGAGUCACCUACAUGGACUCUUCCUCGGCUCUGGGCAACGCAAUCAUCCACGCUGUCAACAAUGUGGUUUAUCGAGCGGGCGCGCAGGGGAACCGCUUGGCUCGCCGCAACGCCGAGCUGGCCUUCGUGUUCAUCACUGACGGCAUUACAUCCAGCGAACAGCUGGAGGAGGGCGUGUCCUCAAUGAAGCGAGCCGAGGGCGUUCCAACGGUCAUCGCCUUGGGAAGUGACACGGAUGAGGAGGUGCUGCGGAAGGUGGCGCUCGGUGACAUGUCGUCCAUCUUCAGAGGCGACGACUACGCCGUGUUGAACAAGCCGUCUUUCUUUGAGCGUUUCAUCCGCUGGAUAUGCUAGUCAGGAACUGCGACGCUCCACGCCAUAGAAUUAGAAUUCGUAGAAUGAAAGAAGGCACAGUCCUUCAAGGUACUCGUGAACACAAAAGCACCAACCCAACCUCUAUGAGCAUGAUCGUUACCGAAUGUAAAAGCACUGAUGCAGCUUGAUAUCCCACUGGUAUGCGUGGAGAUUGUUUGACUCCCCCUCCAAAAAAAAAAAAAAAAAGAACAUUUAAGUUCGGCCGAUUAUCUGUCACUAGUUUGUUCUAUUCAUUCUAAAUCUAUGGUCAGCUGUCCAACCUAAAAACACUCAUCAAAGAUUUGUAUAAUAUGCAUUUUUGUAUGAAGCUAAUGGUAGGCUUUGUUUUGAGGUUUUUCUUUUUCUCACUCACAGUUAUCACAAAGUCAGUAUUUUUACGUGAAAGGUGCUAAAGUAGAGAAAAGGACAAAGCCAUUUGUAGUUCUGAGGACUUUUUUUUUACAUGAUUAUAAUAAACUGUACAAUCGUUUGCCAGGGGAAUACAAACAAAAUCUGUCAUAUCCCACAUGAGUGCCACAGGAUCAACCACACGCUGAUACAAAUCCAAAAACAGCCACAUCUGUAAACAUGAAAUUCAAAUAAAGUCAAAUGUGGCAACUCCCA